Gordionus sp. m RMFG-2023 is the source of this 1261-nucleotide messenger RNA. Its product is annotated as large ribosomal subunit protein mL44-like. The record is from RefSeq and is a predicted model, not a curated record. Bases 32 to 1261 code for a protein of 409 amino acids. Gene Ontology annotation, biological process: RNA processing. NCBI's taxonomy places the organism in Eukaryota, Metazoa, Nematomorpha, Gordioida, Chordodea, Parachordodidae. The transcript has 9 exons. Gene Ontology annotation, molecular function: ribonuclease III activity.
GGAAAAUUAAUUAAUUCAUUCAUAUGCUUUGAUGUUUUUUCAAAAUUUAAUGCUAAAAUCUUCAAUUGAUUUUAUUACAAUCAGUAAAAGAUAUGCCGGUAGACCCAAUUGGCUUCCAGGACUAUUGCAUUAUUUAAAGAAAAAUGAACGUAAACAAGGCCCAUAUAAGUUAAUACCUAGAUAUGCAUUAUAUAAUUGGGAUUUUUCUUCAGAAUUAUAUGCCUUUUCUAAGAGAAUAGGUCAACCUAUUAAUAGUGAUCUAUUAAUGAAAACAUUUAUAAAUCCUUCAUUUAAUAUCCUAGAAAAUGAUAAAAUCUUAGAAAAAUCCAAAAUACCAAAAGAUUUUUUUUAUAAAAUUGAUGAUCACUUAUUAUUACAAAAGAAUGGGGAAAUUUUUUUAAAAAAGAUUAUAUUGAGAUAUUUAAGAUAUAGUUUUCCAAGAUGCCCAGAAGAGAUGAUUAUAGAUAUACAACAAUAUAUUCUCUCAGAUGAAAAUCUAGCAAUGAUCUCAUUGUCUUUAGGAAUGAAAGACCUUAUACUAUCAUCUACAUAUCCCCCUAAUCCAAUUAUACUUACUCAAACAUUUAAUGCUUUGAUUGGAUCAAUGAUUGAAAGUGUUUCAAUUACCAAUAAUCUGUUAUUAGAGGAUUCAUCAAAGUUACCGCAAAAUACUAAAGGCUCUUCACUCCAGUUAUCAUUGCCAAAUAAUGUUAGUAAUAUAGAAUCGACCAUUCGAUUUAUUUUGGAUUUUGUUUGUACACAAUUAAUAACUUUAGAUCCUUUUGAGUUAUGGAAUUUUCAAAAUUCAUUUUAUUUAUUAAAAAGUAUAAUCGCCAAAAGUUGUCAAGAAAAUUGUUCUAAUAAACCCCCUGAAAUUGAAGCAAGGUUAUUGAGGAGCUCAGGUGUUAACACAAUAUUCCCAGUGUAUAUUAUAGGAAUCUAUUUUGAUAAAAAAUAUUUGGCACAAGGAACUGGUGAAACAAUUAAAACAGCCAUUGAUCAAGCGGCUAGACACGCUCUCAAAAUUAGGUUUGGUCUAGAAUACACCAACACAGGAUGCUCUCUCACUUUCAAACAUUCUCAAAUAGUUCAAGAAUUGAUUGAUUCUCCCAUCAAUGAACUCAAAUCGCAUUUCAAACCCAACAUUUUGGUUUAUGAUAUGAUGAACUAUUUUGUAGAUAUUAAUGAUACAGAAGUUGAAACCAAAAAUGUUAUUACUGGCACCCAUGAUGAUGUUUUAUAUCACAGAGUUUUGAAUUAG